Molecule: messenger RNA, 1301 nt
Organism: Diceros bicornis minor
Lineage: Eukaryota; Metazoa; Chordata; Mammalia; Perissodactyla; Rhinocerotidae
Product: upstream-binding factor 1-like protein 1
Exons: 1
Coding region: 1-1236 (411 amino acids)
Source: RefSeq, a predicted model, not a curated record
AUGGCAUUGCCUGAAAGCCAAGACCACUGGUGCAAAGAAGACAUUGAGAAAUUACUGGAACGCAUGGACAAUAACCUUCCAUCCAAUGAUAGACACACAUUCAGAACCACCCAGUCACAGAUGAACUGGGGAAAAGUAGCUUUUAAAGAUUUUUCUGGAGAAAUGUGCAAACUCAAAUGGUUAGAGAUUUCUUAUAACUUGAGAAAAUGUCGCACUUUGAAAGAAUUAGUCCUGGAAGCUAAGGAAGAUGCUAAAAAUCUCUCCAAAAGCAAAAGACGCAAGAAACAUCCUGACUUCCCCAAGAAGUCCCUGACUGCUUACCUGCGCUUCUUCAGGGAGAAGCGGGCCCAGUACUCCCAAAUGCACCCCAAGCUGAGCAACCAGGAGCUGACCAAGCUCCUGUCUGAGGAGUCCAGGGAGCUCCCAGAGCAGACGAAGCUGAAAUAUAGUCAAGAUUUCCAAAAGGAGAAACAGGAGUUUGAGGAGAAACUGGCUCGAUUCAGGGAAGACCACCCUGAUCUAGUUCAGAACCCCAAGAAAUCUGAUAUGCCCAAGAGGGGCCCAACCAAAGCCCAAAAGAAGUUUCAGGGAAAUGUGAAAGAAGUGAAGUCUUCCCCAGAGAACUGUUUUUCCAAGCAGAUGAAAUUCCGUGGAGAGCCCCAGAAGCCCCCCAUGCACGGAUACCAGAAGUUCUACCAGGACUUGUGGCUGAGUAGGGAGCUACAGGCCAUGCCCCUGAGGGGUCGCAUGGUGGAGAUUGGCAGACGCUGGCAGCGCAUCCCGCAGAGCCAGAAGGAGCGUUACAAGAAGCAGGCUGAGGAGCUGCAGAAACAGUACAAGGUGGACCUGGAUCACUGGCUCAAGAGUCUGUCUCCUGAAGAAUACGCUGAAUACAGAGAAGCAACCUAUGCUAAGCGUAGGAACAUGAGCAUGAAGGGAGGCCCGGACCCCAAGAUCAGACGGAUGGAUCCGCAGUCCCCAUCAGCAAGGAGUCCUCAAGAAGGCCUUGGAGAGGAGCAGGGGCUGCGGGCUCCAGAGACAGAAUCACCAGAGUCUGUUGGGGGAAUUUUUCAUGCCUCACCGAGAUCAGAAGAAAAUAAGGAAGAUGGGGAAGAGGAGGAAGGCAGGAACUCCUCAGACUCCAGCAGUGAGGAUGAAGAUGAAGAUUGGGAGGCUGAGGGCAGUGAGUCCAGCUCCUCUUCCUCAGGGGACCACUCUGACUCAGACUCCAACUGACUUUGUUCACACCCUACCGGGCAGUACAGCGAGCUGUGCAGCAGAAGGGCAGGGCGUCUACAUCA